Molecule: messenger RNA, 2499 nt
Organism: Mustela lutreola (European mink)
Lineage: Eukaryota; Metazoa; Chordata; Mammalia; Carnivora; Mustelidae
Gene: CDK5R2
Product: cyclin dependent kinase 5 regulatory subunit 2
Exons: 1
Coding region: 189-1301 (370 amino acids)
Biological process (GO): brain development; positive regulation of cyclin-dependent protein serine/threonine kinase activity; activation of protein kinase activity
Cellular component (GO): cytoplasm; protein kinase 5 complex
Molecular function (GO): cyclin-dependent protein serine/threonine kinase activator activity; protein kinase binding
Source: RefSeq, a predicted model, not a curated record
GCGCAGCUCAGACUCCGAGCAACCGCCGCGGAGCAGCCAAGCAACCACCUUCCCCUGCCCGUUCCCGCGCCCGGGCCGGGGCUAGGCCCCCCACCGCCGGGUCUCCGGGGGCUGCAGCAGAGGCGGCGGCGACAGCGGCGCCGCCCGCGGUUCCCACCGGGGCCCGGGCGCCGGCCCCGCUCUGCAGGAUGGGCACGGUGCUGUCUCUUUCCCCCGCCUCUUCGGCCAAGGGCCGGAGGCCCGGCGGGCUGCCCGAAGAGAAGAAGAAAGCGCCGCCCGCGGGGGACGAGGCUCUGGGGGGCUACGGGGCGCCGCCAGCAGGCAAGGGCGGCAAAGGCGAGAGCCGACUCAAGCGGCCGUCAGUGCUCAUCUCCGCGCUUACCUGGAAGCGCCUGGUGGCCGCGUCCGCCAAGAAGAAGAAAGGCAGCAAGAAGGUGACGCCCAAGCCGGCGUCCACUGGCCCCGACCCCCUGGUCCAGCAACGCAACCGCGAGAACCUUCUCCGCAAGGGCCGGGACCCCCCAGACGGCGGCGGCGCCAACAAGCCACUGGCGGUGCCGGUGCCCACCGUGCCGGCGGCCGCCGCCACCUGCGAGCCGCCGUCGGGGGGCAGCGCGGCCGCCCCGCCGCCGGGUUCGGGCGGGGGAAAGCCGCCGCCGCCGCCACCCCCAGCCCCUCAAGCGGCGCCGCCGGUGCCUGGCGGCUCGCCGCGGCGGGUCAUCGUGCAGGCGUCCACCGGCGAGCUGCUGCGCUGCCUGGGCGAUUUCGUGUGCCGACGCUGCUACCGCCUCAAGGAGCUGAGCCCGGGCGAGCUGGUGGGCUGGUUCCGCGGAGUGGACCGCUCGCUGCUGCUGCAGGGCUGGCAAGACCAGGCCUUCAUUACGCCCGCCAACCUGGUGUUCGUGUACCUGCUGUGCCGCGAGUCGCUGCGCGGGGAUGAGCUGGCGUCGGCAGCCGAGCUGCAGGCCGCCUUCCUCACCUGCCUCUACCUCGCCUACUCCUACAUGGGCAACGAGAUCUCAUACCCGCUCAAGCCCUUCCUCGUGGAGCCCGACAAGGAGCGCUUCUGGCAACGCUGCCUGCGCCUCAUCCAGCGGCUCAGCCCCCAGAUGCUGCGGCUCAACGCCGACCCCCACUUCUUCACGCAGGUCUUUCAAGACCUCAAGAACGAGGGCGAGGCCGCCGCGGGCGUCGGGGGUCCACCCAGCGGGGGGGCGCCCGCGGCCCCCGCCUCCUCCUCGGCCGCCAGGGACAGCUGCGCGACCGGAGCCAAGCACUGGACUAUGAACCUGGACCGCUAGGGAUUCCCAAGGGCCGCGCCCGCACCCCGCCCCAGCCCCUGACACGCACUCGGAGCCCCCGGGACCAUCAAGCCGCCGCCGCUGUUACCGCCGCUCCGUGCCGUGGCCGGAGGAGGAGCCGCCCCUGUCCCGCAGGGGAAGGUGGAGGCCAGGACGCCAGAGGCCGCGGCUCUGGAUUUGCUGGGCACAGGGUGGGGGUGGGGGAUGAGCGCGGGAGGGGGACCCCCAACCUCACCCUUUCUGUCUGCCUGUGCCCCCAUCUCUCCAAUUCUACCCGGGUCUCCUCCUUCCCUUCCGUGUGUGUCUGUAAAUCCAUCUCCCUCGAUUUUGACCGUUUGCUCGCCUCCUUCCUGUAUCUUCAUCUUUCCUCCUGUCUGCCUUCACAUCUCCUUCUCUGCCUUUCCAUUUUCCGUACCCUUGGUGUGUAUUUCCGUCUCCAGCUUACCCCCUAUCCGACUAUCAUUGCCCCCCUUUCCCCUUUCUCUUUCUGCACCCGUGUCCCCAUCUCCCCUUCUCGUUCUCUUUUCCUUGCUUCUGACAUGUGUCACCGUCUUCCCUCCUGUCUGCUCACCCCCACCCCCCCGCCUAUGUCAGCUUGCAUUUCUUCCCCCUACUGAGCACCCCAUAUCCCCUUUCCCAGACCAAAGGGAAUAUCAAUUCUUGAUUUGGACUGACUUCGGUGCGGGGAGAAACUGCAGCCCCAGGAGCCCAGACAACAACCAGGAUGGUCCUUCGCCCCACCCCCACCUCCUGUCCCUACCUUUUCCAACGUGUUGCAUGCCGGGAGUUGGGGGGGGGGGAGGGAGAUGCCGGCUUCAGGAGGCCGAGGUUUGGGAGCAAAAUCAACCUAGGAGGCCAUCCCGGCGGCGACGGCGCCUCAGCGGAAGGGCGGGAGGAGACAGAAACUCUUCUUACUCUGGGGGAGGGGUACCCCUCUUCCGUAUCUUUGGGUGUUUUUGUUCCUCCCCUUUUAAUUUAUUUGGUUGUUUCCAGAGGGAGGGGGGAGGGGGGGGGGGCCGGGAGCUGUCUGAGGUGCUGAUUUGAGGCCGGACCGGAAUCUUCCCGGGAAGGUACCAGGGACUGGGUUGGGCCUGGUGCCGUGUCCAAGGUGCCAAUGAUGCGGGCCGACGGCGCGGGCUGCACUGUCUGUCUGUCCGUCUGUCCCGGAGAGAACUAUAAAGCGCUGGAAGCGCCUGCA